Messenger RNA from Cladophialophora bantiana CBS 173.52, 2223 nucleotides. RefSeq lists its product as uncharacterized. The coding region runs from base 1 to 2223 and encodes 740 amino acids. Lineage: Eukaryota; Fungi; Ascomycota; Eurotiomycetes; Chaetothyriales; Herpotrichiellaceae. The record is from RefSeq and is a predicted model, not a curated record. Gene Ontology annotation, biological process: DNA-templated transcription; regulation of DNA-templated transcription. Gene Ontology annotation, molecular function: DNA-binding transcription factor activity, RNA polymerase II-specific; DNA binding; zinc ion binding. The transcript has a single exon.
AUGGGAGCCCGCGACCCGGAAGUGGUUGUGAGAGUAGGUGGGCUCAGCAAGAGAGCUCCCCGGGCUUGUGAAUCAUGCCGCUCGAGAAAAGUCCGCUGUGAUGUUACCAGGACUAAAACUCCAUGUACAAACUGCAGGCUUGACGGCAAGAAUUGUGUAGUACCCGCGAGCAAGAGACGACACAUCGGAGACCGGGUCCUUGGACCAUCCUUCUUCGAGGGCAAGCAGCAUGGCCCCCGAAGCCCAAUUUGCGAUGCAAUCAUUGAUUUUGGAGAUAUAGACAGUCUCUUGUCAGAGAGGAAGGAGUCUGCUGCUGCUGCUAAGUGCAGUAGUGGAGAUGGUUCAUUUGAUAUCUUCGAUCUCUCGAGCAACUUCUUCGCCACAUCUGAGACAGUUGACACUUCCAACCCUCUCGAAGAGGACAUUGCAAUGGGUGGCGGACAAGAUUUUCAGCCAGAUUUCCUUGCAUCUUAUCCAUCACCUACUCAAACCGUUUUAGGUGAUCAUCGCCUCCAGUCAUCGCUCCCAAAAUAUAUCACGCCUCUACCGAAGACCCUAUCAACAGAAGACCUUCUCCACCUCCAAAGAAAGGGUGCUUUCGACAUUCCAGACUCAGCAACGCGUGAUUUGCUGUUGACAACUUAUGCAAAAUGGGUAUAUCCCUUUGCACCGAUGCUAGACCUCGAGGAAAUUCUGUCAGCAGUGUCGAGCAACGGCAACACCGGAACAACAAGCCUCCUCCUUUUUCAAGCAAUGAUGUUUGCUGCAACAGCGUACAUCAACGCGGACAACCACCGUGGAAGGCAUAAAAAGACAAGAUGCGUGUUCUACGAACGUGCAAGGCUUCUCCACGAUUUUGACGUGGAAACGGACAGACUCGCGAUCUGUCAGGCCGCCAUCCUGUUAAGUUUAUGGGACGGGGACCCCGAAGGCGUCAGGGACAGCUAUUAUUGGGUCGGAAUCGCAACACUGCAUGCGACCAGUAUUGGACUAAACUUUGAUCCCACCAGCAGCCUCUCAGAUCGGAAACAGCGGCGGACAUUCAAGAUGACAUGGUGGACGCUUGUCAUGAGAGACCGCUUGCUUGCCGUGGCCUUGCGGAGGCCAGUGCAAAAUAAAGUCUUUCGGUUCGAUGUCCCUAUGUUGCAUCUUGACGACUUUAGGUUGGAACCUCUUUUGAAGACCCUUCAAAACAGCCUGCAGAUGUAUGACAUCGGGUUGGCAGAGUUGGAAACACUCGCCUGUUCUUGCAUGGCGCUGGCCCAGCUUUCCGAGUAUAUUGACAAAGUCUUGACUGUGCAAUACACCGUCCAAAGAACACCUCGUGAUGCGGGACAGAGUCCAAUAGUUGUAUCGCUAGUCCCAAAAAUCAAAGGUUCCAGGUUUUCGGAGAUCACGAUGUGCGGUCAAGAGCUGCAAAAUUGGUACGGUUACUUACCAACAGAAGUGCAGCAGCUCGAGCUUCAACAUCAUGACAUCGAACAUCGGCACGAGAAUGAAAUUGUGAGGGUACACAGGGCUCUCUUGGCAGGUUAUUACUCGAUGACAUUGAUGACUUUGUACCGGCCUCUGCUCAAUUUGCCGUCAUCAAACGCAAACGAGACCAAGCUCCGAAAUUUAUCUAUGAAGAUGGUUUCGCAAGCAGCAAAAAGUAUUACAAGCAUAUUCAGCGAUCUGUAUGCCUACCAUCUGAUCUCAUGGCUGCCAGAUACGGCGAUAGCAGUGUUGGAGCCAGCAGUUGCAACGCAUCUGCUCUAUAGCAUGUCAGAGCAGGCCGCAGUGCGAGAGACGGGUUUCCAAAAGUUUUACAUUUGUUGGCGAAUUCUGCAGCAGUUAGGCGAGGUGUACUAUCUAGCAGAGACCACCAUGUCCAUGCUAAACGCCGCCGCACAGAGGCUAAAGUCGCGUCCAGACCUGCAGGCGACAAAGCUCGCUGCGUGUUCACAACUGAUUAACGCAAUCUGCCCGGCUGGCAACGACAAUGCAGCAACCCAUGUGGCCGUCCCAUUUGUCGGAGUGGUUGGAGACCAGAAGAAGGAUCGAUCUGAUGUGACAGUGGAUUGGGUCGAUUCGAGGAAAAUCAGGCAAGAGCCCAGAAAUCAAACGCAGGCGUUGGACAACUAUGACCACAACUUUGACCUGGAAGCGAACUGUGCCUUGGACCCGAGCACCUUUGACCAACUCGUAUGUUGGGACGCAGCCGAAGAGGAACUCCAGGCUUAA